Vanessa atalanta (red admiral) is the source of this 824-nucleotide messenger RNA. RefSeq names its product partner of Y14 and mago (gene Pym). Gene Ontology annotation, cellular component: exon-exon junction complex; cytoplasm. The record is from RefSeq and is a predicted model, not a curated record. The transcript is spliced from 3 exons. Bases 128 to 700 code for a protein of 190 amino acids. Gene Ontology annotation, biological process: exon-exon junction complex disassembly. Gene Ontology annotation, molecular function: RNA binding. Lineage: Eukaryota; Metazoa; Arthropoda; Insecta; Lepidoptera; Nymphalidae.
UGUCAAUGCACUUGGAGCCAAUGCUGUUACGAAAAUAGCAUUCCACUAGCAGAAAUUAAAACAAGGUUGUUACUUGAAAGUUAUCUUAUUUUAUAAAGCAUUUAGGAACUACGGUCCAUGACAAAUUAUGGCUACGACAGCAUAUGAGCAUGACGCUGAUGGUUGUAAAUUCAUACCUGCUACUCAGCGUCCUGAUGGUACAUGGAGAAAACCUAGACGUAUCAAAGAUGGCUAUGUUCCUCAAGAAGAAGUUCCAUUAUACGAGAGUAAGGGCAAGCAGUUCAAAGCUCGCCAAAGCACUGGACUUCCUGUAGGUUUAACUCCUGAAAUUGCUGCAGAAGUCAAGAAAUCUAAAAAGGGUACCAUACAGCCUAUACCUGGUAUGAUAAUAAAUGUUGAAAAGAAAAAAAAGAAAAAGAAGACACAAGGUGUGUCGGAAGCAACUGAAAAACUGACAAGAUGUGAAAUUACAGAACCAACAUUCGGCACUCCCCCACCACCCGCUAACACAUCCUCUACACAAUCAGACCCAAAUAAAAGACUGAAAAAUUUGAAAAAGAAACUAAGAGAAAUAGAAGCCCUCGAGGAAAAGAUAUCUUUAGGGUCCCUAAAGAAUCCAGAUACUGAACAAAAAGAGAAGAUCUCAAGAAAAAUUGAAAUUAUGAAAGAAAUUGAAAUAUUAGAAAAGAGUAGCGAAUGACUUAAGCCAAAAUAAUUAUUAUAUAAGAUAUUUUAUUAAAGAUCAAUUUUUAAAUGCAUUUGUCUCAUGUAAGAGUCCAGAAGAUUUUUAGCAUUGGCAAGAUUAAAUUUUAUUUACAACUUUG